Leptonychotes weddellii (Weddell seal) is the source of this 1530-nucleotide messenger RNA. The record is from RefSeq and is a predicted model, not a curated record. NCBI's taxonomy places the organism in Eukaryota, Metazoa, Chordata, Mammalia, Carnivora, Phocidae.
UGCACCUCGGCGUUGGCUCGGGAGGGGUCGGAUUGGUGGGUUGGGGGCCCGAGGCCGCCAGAUCCGGGACUCGGGCGCCUCUGACUGAGCUCCAAAGGGUUACAGCCCUUCGCCCCCUCCUCCCGCCUCCUCCCUUCUCCGCCCCCAGGCUCUUCCUGUCCCGCAGUUGCAACACCCCAUCUGCCACUCUCCUUGCCCUCCCACCUCCUCGCUCCUCUCGGCUUUAAUUUUCUCCCGGUUCUCAGGACUCGGGCUCCAGCUCUGGCCUUUGGGGUUGGAGGUCCCGGCCCGCGACCGAGCCGUGAUCUUCACCCCGGGCUCCACCUCAGCUCCCCUGCCCACGGCCCCGGGCUCCUCUCGGGACCUGCCGGGCCCGCGCAUCCCGGACUCCGCCGCCGCCGUCGCCACUGCCUGAGCCCUGAUGGGGGAGUGAGAGGCCACAGCUGGCCGGACAUGGGCCUCCCCACCGUGCCUGGUCUGCUGCUGCCACUGGUGCUCCUGGCUCUGUUGGUGGAAAUAUACCCCUUAAGGGUUACGGCACUGGUCCCUCACCUCAGGGACCGGGAGAAGAGAGCUAUUCUGUGUCCCCAAGGAAAAUAUAUUCACCCUCAAGAUAAUUCCAUUUGCUGUACAAAGUGCCACAAAGGGACCUACCUGUACAAUGACUGUCCCAGCCCAGGGCUGGACACGGACUGCAGGGAAUGUGAAAAUGGCACCUUCACAGCUUCCGAGAACCACCUCAGACAGUGCCUCAGCUGCUCCAAAUGUCGAAAAGAAAUGAACCAAGUGGAGAUUUCUCCUUGCACCGUGUUCCGGGACACUGUGUGCGGCUGCCGGAAGAACCAGUACAGGCAUUACUGGAGUGAAACCCUUUUCCAGUGCGUGAACUGCAGCCUCUGCCCCAAUGGCACGGUGCAGAUCUCCUGCAAGGAGAGACAGAACACCGUGUGCACCUGCCAUGCGGGCUUCUUUCUAAGAGAGAAUGCAUGCGUCUCUUGUGUUCACUGUAAGAAAAACACGGAGUGCGCGAAGUGGUGUCUACCCCCCGUGGAAACGGUUAAGGUCCCUCAGGACCCAGGUUCCGCAGUGCUGUUGCCCCUGGUGAUCUUCUUUGGCAUUUGCGUUUUAUCCUUCAUCGCUGUAAUGUGCCGCUACCAAUGGCAGAAGCCCAGGUUCUUCUCCAUUGUUUGUGGGAAAUCGACACCUACAAAGGAGGGGGAGCCUGAGACCCUGGCCUCGGUUGCAGGUUUCAGUCCCACCCCGAGCUUCAGGCCCACCACGGGCUUCAGUCCCAUCCCCAACCCCACCUUCAGCCCCAGGUCCGUCUUCACCCCUAGUGACUGGUCUAAGUUCAGGGCUGCAUCAGUCUUUGGAGAGAUGGCCUCACCCUACCAGGAGGCCGGCCCCAUCCUCACCGCGGCUCCAGCGUCCACGCCCAUCCCCACCCCUGCUCAGAAGUGGGAGGACAGCACCCACACUCAGCGCCCAGAAGGUGAGUUCCUAGACGGAGCAGGUGGGCGGGGCUCCUAA